Molecule: messenger RNA, 2874 nt
Organism: Rodentolepis nana
Lineage: Eukaryota; Metazoa; Platyhelminthes; Cestoda; Cyclophyllidea; Hymenolepididae
Source: the annotation of a GenBank genome assembly
AUGAGCUCAGAGGAAAGCGACGUUGACGACAUUGAUAUAGAUUCAUUGAAAGCCGAGAUUCAAAAUCUUUCGGAACAGAUAAAAUUAGAUCCCUUUGCUUAUGAUGCUCAUGUUCGUCGAAUAAAAUUACUUCGUGCUGCUAAGGAAUACGAUCUUCUUCAUGAUGCUCGUGAAUUAAUGGCGGAGAAUUUUCCUCUCACGCCUGGCACGUAUUCUGCUUCCUUUGUUAUUAUCUUUUUAUUAUUCUUUUUCUUUUUAGAAUUGUGGCUUGAUUGGUUUGAGGAUGAGAGGGCGCUUUUGAAGGAAGAUGAUAGUCGCGAUCCAAUAGAGAGUCUAUUCAAAAGAGCACUAAAUGAUUACCAAAGUGUGGACCUUUGGUUGGAGUAUUGCCACUUUGCUAUUGGGGAGAUAGCCGCUUCUGGUGAUUUGGAUCGAACUCGCAGCGUUCUAGAAUCCGCUUUAUUAUCACAAGGACUCAAUUUUAGUAACGGUCAUGUUUUGUUUGAAAUCUAUCGGGAGUUCGAAAAAGUCUGCCUUGUCCAACUGCAGUGUAAUAAUGCGGACGAGGCAGCGAUGGAGGAUCAGGUAAAGAAGAUCGAUAGCAUCUACCGACGCCAUCUCGCUGUCCCUCAUAUAGAUUUAGAUUCAACAAUGGAGGAGUAUAAGGAAUUUCUAGAAGGUUCGGAACCUUCCCCUGCUUGUAUAGCCGAUUUUGAAGCUGCCAAAAAGAAGUGGGAGGCCUUGGAGAAAUUUGAGCUGAAGAUAUCAGAUAUUAAAGAAGAUCAAGAAGGAGACAAGGAGGAAUAUGAAGACGAACCUAAAGAUCAAUCAGCACUUCUCACUGCAUGGCAAGACUACUUGAAUUAUUCAUUAGAGCGUGCCACCCGAAAGGGGACGAAAGCGAAUAUCAAGAAAGCAGAAGGCACCGGGGAGAUGUCGGUCACUCCCUUGGAAAUGAUCUGCCUCUACGAGAGAGCCAUAACUGACUUGUGUCUCCAUGCCGAGAUUUGGCAACAGGCGGCCGAUUACCUGGAAAUUUACGUGUCAGCCGAUCAACAGAGGCUAAUUGAUACCCUGAAGAGGGCGGUGAGGAAUGUCACUUGGAGUGCGGAUCUUUGGUGCCGUUAUGCUCGAGCAGUUGAGACGAAAGCUCUGACCGAAUUCGCUCAUUCUUCUGCCAAUGGUGACCAAAUGGAAGAAGGCUCUACGUAUAAUAUUUCUAAGGAGUUUGAUCCUGUUAGACAAGUCUUUGAAAACGCCCUAUGUAAUGCUUUUUCAACUCCCAGUGAACUCACAGCUGUUUGGAUGGGCUACUGUGACUUUCUUCUUCGGCUCAUCUCUAAUUUCAACGAUCCGCAAAUCAAAGAUCGAACCACUAAGAUGCUUAGAGAUAAUUUCCAAAGAGCUCAAACGCAUAUCUCGUUGGCUUUUCCCAAAAAUGCUGAACAGGAAUUUCCCAUUUAUCGCUAUUGGGCAUUCGUUGAGGCGAAAUUUUUCGGCGAUAUCGAACGCGCUCGGGAACUUUGGAAGACGAUGUUGAAAGACGGACACAAUGGGAACAAUAAUGCCUUUUGGAUUUCCUACUUGGAGUUUUUGAAGAAUUACGACGACGUCGAUAACCUUUUGCGCGUUGCUGGAAUGGCUGUUAAUUCAGUGACAGGCCACUACGCAGAGACAGUGUUUGAGACGGCGCGUCGAUGCCUCACUGAACGUGCUCUGGAUCUCGCUCGACUCAAGGAGUUCGAUGCCAAGGUCACCCUGCGUCGAAAUCGCCUAAAGUCGUCUUCGAGUAAUGCUCAAGCAGACAAUGAAGCUGGAAAUGAUUCCCAGAACCAACGGAAAUCUGAAAACCGUUCGACGAAUGCACCUCAGCAGGAGAAGUCCCCGAAAUCUGGAAAACGAAAAGCCGAAUCUGCAGUUCAAAAUAUUGCAACCCACUCAAAACGCCCGAAGGUAAGUGUUUUUUUCUCUGAAUCUGGUAAAUGGUCAAAUUGCUCUGAUGAAGGUGCGGGCGAUCGACCAAAACAUGGGGAAACAGUUGUCCACGACCCUACCAAGGAUGAUCGAACAGUCUUUAUCAGUAAUCUGCCCUUCGUCACAACGGAAGAUGAGUUGAAAGCCAUUUUCCAGAAGUGUGGCGAAGUUGUUUCAAUUCGCCUAGUACGUGACUACGCGGGUAAAUCAAAAGGUUUCGGCUAUGUCGAAUUCCCCUCUCCAGACCAGGCGGCAUUGGCUUUGGAGCUUGAUCGUACUCCUAUUAACACAAAGACUGCAAAGGGAGUCAUUGGUAGGCCGAUGUUCGUGUCCGUCUGUGAUACAACUCGAUCAAAGCCCUCGGGAUUCCAUUAUAGCACUGGGUUUCCGGAGCCCAAAAAGCUGUUUGUCAAGAACCUUGACAAAGUGGUCAGUGAGGAGGCGUUGAAGACAUUCUUCGGCCAGCACGGCAAAGUGGUUAGCGUUCGGUUGGCUACGUUCCGCAACGGGGUGCCGAAGGGUCACGCAUAUGUGGAGUUCGCCACUGAAGAGGAGGCCAGUCGGGCUCUUACAGCCACCGAUGGUGCUCAAAUUGGUUCCAAGGCCAUUUCUGUUGCUAUUAGCAAUCCACCACCUCGUCCAAGUGGCAGUGGUAACCAACAGUCUCAUCCACCACAACCAACUCAUCACCAGCAACAGCAACAGUCGAAAUCGAAAUCAUCUACAAAUCCAACAGUCGUACGAUCAACGGCCCACACUCAGUUGGCCUUUAUGCCUAGAGCACUUCAUCGGACAGCUGGGGGUGGUUCCACCGAUUCAACAAAAGACGACGCCGCAGCAGCAGCAACUGGUCCACCGAAGAGUAAUGCUGACUUCCGAAAAAUGUUCCUCAAACAAUGA